This is a messenger RNA of Saccoglossus kowalevskii, 993 nucleotides long. Its product is annotated as outer dynein arm-docking complex subunit 3-like. Gene Ontology annotation, cellular component: ciliary basal body; ciliary rootlet; ciliary tip. The record is from RefSeq and is a predicted model, not a curated record. Lineage: Eukaryota; Metazoa; Hemichordata; Enteropneusta; Harrimaniidae. Gene Ontology annotation, biological process: outer dynein arm assembly; cilium movement.
AUGGAACUAGCUGAGAUGAAAGAAAUCCACAGGGACGCUCUUGCUGGAAAAGAAACUAUCAAGUCUAAACUGGCCAAAUUCGAGCAGGAAAUCUUUGGAGCCAAGAGAACACGUGACAAGGCCCUGAAUACAAUGAAGAAACAGGCCGAAAAACAAAAGGACAUCGCGGAAAAGGCUGAGAAGCGAGUCGUGCGUGCCACAUUGCAAACUAUGGAUGACACAAAUGAUCCUCGCAUGCAGUCCAGAAUUGACAAAGACAACUUGGUGAAAAUCUUUGAAUAUGAGGACUCCGUACGAUCAAUCAUGGAUGCUAUAUCCAUCUCCGAUGUUGAGGACAUAUUACAUCGUGUAGUGGACCAACAGAAUACAAGCACACAUCUACAGGAACAGACGGAAUUCUUAGCGAAACAACUCGUUCUUCUGAAAACACGAAAAGCAAAUAUUCUAAAAGAAUUUGAGAGUAUGAAAUAUUCAGGAGAGCGGAAAACAGUAAAUAGUCAGACUCUUGUCAAUAAAAUGGAGAAUCGUUUAGUGGACGAAAUGAAGAGAUCCCAAGUAGUGAGUGAAGACUUGACAAGAAAAGAGCAAGUCAUGGUGAAAACCUGCACAGGUGUUGAAUCUCUUUAUCACAAACUACUAUCCGUUAAACUUCCACCACCCCAAAGGAGUUACGCUGUGGAUGGUGAUGCCUUGGAUCAACUAGGUCUCAUUGAGAAGAAGCUGCAGAUCUUGUUGGAUUUAUUGAAGCUAAAAGAUAGCAACAUCGUAAGGAAAAUCCUUGCCGGUAUAGAGUUCCAAGAAUACAUGGAAAACAUUCUACCAGCAGAAAAUGUUAGGAUUCAAAUUCAGGAAGAAGAAACCUACGUAACAAGUGGAUUGGACUAUGACAGCCAGGAUAACGAAGACACGCUUACACGCGAGGACAUCAAGAAUCGUGGUCAGAAAAUCUUGGAGAAGAAAACACGCAAGCGAGGACGCAAGAGGAAAAACUAA